Messenger RNA from Zea mays, 2226 nucleotides. RefSeq names its product transcription associated factor1. Gene Ontology annotation, biological process: DNA-templated transcription initiation; RNA polymerase II preinitiation complex assembly. Gene Ontology annotation, cellular component: SAGA complex; transcription factor TFIID complex. Lineage: Eukaryota; Viridiplantae; Streptophyta; Magnoliopsida; Poales; Poaceae. Gene Ontology annotation, molecular function: protein heterodimerization activity; DNA binding; TBP-class protein binding. The coding region runs from base 181 to 1821 and encodes 546 amino acids. The record is from RefSeq and is a predicted model, not a curated record. The transcript has 8 exons.
CGUGGGGCCCGUCUGCCAGUGACCCAAACAGCGCCUAACCACUCCUUCUGACUCAAUCGCGAAAAGACUACGCGCACACGUCAAACUGUCCCACACGACCUGUACCUGCCCCGCCGCCCACCGGACGCAACCGCGUCCGACCACCGCCGCCGGAACCCUACGCCCCCGCCUCGCCGCGCCAUGGCGGAUCCGCCGCCCGUGGCUGCCUCCGCCUUGCCGGCGCAGCCCGACCAGGUCGCCGCCUCCGUGUCCACCCCGCAGAACCCCAACCCUAACCCCCUCCUCUCCCCCCAAAUCCCCCCGUCCCCGACCGUCUCCGACCUCUCCGCGCACAUCUCGUCCCCUCAGCAGCUCGACCCGGUGGCUGCGGCAGCUGCCGCUUCGGGCGGCGGGGGAUCCAUGGAUUACCCCCCGCGCCCGCCGCAGCUGCAGGCGCCUUCGCCCACGCAGGCGGGGCCCGGCGCCGCCGGGUUUGGCCAGAUCCCCCGCUCGGGGUCGGCCUCACGCCUCUCCACGGCCAGCCAGCUCCAGCAGUACGCGGCUAGGAUGUACGGCGGGCAGAUGAGCUUCUCGGGUGGCGGAGGUCUCGUGGGCCAACAGCAGCAGCUGGCGGGGCGCACCCCCGUGCUUGGGCAGGGCCAGCUGGGGAUGCUGCAAGGCCAGGGUAACGCGGGAUCUGCGGCACAUUUUGGGCUUCAGUCGCAGAUGAUGGCGCAGGCUAGGCAAAAGGGCAUGGCACAAGGCACCCAAUUGAAUAAUGCUAAUACAGCUCAAGCGCUACAAGGGAUGCAGCACAUGGGUGUCAUGGGUACUAUGGGGAUGAACCAGAUGAGACCAAAUGGAACUAUUCCCUAUGGUGCUCAACAAAGGUUCGCCCAUGCGCAAAUGAGACCACAAGCGUCUCAACAACCUGCACUGUCUCCACAGGUGCCUGGUCAAGGUCUGUCGAGGACAGCAUCAAUUGCAGCAUUAAAUUCACAACUGUCUGGAUCAUCACAAAAUGGACAGAUGGUGGCAAUGUCUAUGCCUCAGCAACAGCAGUGGUUGAAGCAAAUACAAUCAUCCAUGGGCUCACCAGUUUCCCCACAGCAACAAUAUCAGCAGCAGAGGCUCCUGUUUAUGCAGCAACUGCAGCAGAAGACAGGAUUGAGCCAACAACAACUUCUCCAAAUCCAACAACAGCAUCCACAUCUCACUGCCCAACAGCUGAUUCAGCAGCAACAAAUUUUGCAGCAGUUUCAGCAGCAGCAACUGCUACAAUCUCCGCGUGUUUCAGCAUCUGGUUCACAGAAGUCUGCGAACCUUACAGGCUCGCAGCCGGGUACACCAUUGUCAGGUGGAACCAUGACUGGUGGAAGUGCAAGUCAGGGAGCCGAAGGAACUAGCCAACUUCUUGGGAAAAGAAAAAUACAAGAUCUGGUUGCACAGGUAGACCCCCUAGGCAAGGUUGACCCUGAAGUGGAGGAUUUACUUCUAGAAAUCGCCGAUGACUUCAUUGACUCGGUGACUGCAUUUGCGUGUACCUUGGCAAAGCACAGGAAAUCAUCAGUUGUCGAAGCCAAGGAUGUGUUGCUGCACUUAGAAAGAAAUUGGCAUUUAUCUGUUCCUGGUUUCUCAAGGGAGGAUAAGAAUCCCCAAAGAAAUUCUGUAAAGCCAUUGGUAGAUCCCCAACAAUCAGAAAGUGACGUUACUGGUAUUAGAGGUACAAGCAAUAAACUAGGUGCUAAUAACUCAGUUGGCAACCAUCAAAUACGACCUCCAAUGGCAGAAACUUCGGCUGUGCCAACAGUGGGCUCUCUAUCGAAAGCCCCUCGCUUCUAAGGGCUAUGCUGCUCUUCCCUAUUGAAGGAAAAAUUCCUCCUUCUGAAGGUUUCAGGACAAUCUACGUCGAAAACAGCCCAUAGGCUCUAACUCAAGGAUUGCUAGCAAGUGGAAGCAAAAUAAACCCACGAGCGUCUGUGGCAAACUGCAGAUGCUUGUGUCUUACAGGAAAGCAGUUGCUGACUUACCAAUCGUCUCUGGCAGAUCCUCUCUACCUGGGGUCGUAUGUAACUGUAUUUUCUUUUUGUGCCCGUAAAUGCCCCCAUCCGUUGUAUAUAAAUGUUUUUGCAAUGGGGGCAUUAUCGUCUCCAGUUUUGAUGUUGCUAUGUAGGCGAACAAAUACUAAAGUGGAAGUUAAUGAAGUGUAAGAUUGAUGUCGUUUUCCGUUACUGAACAGUUGUGCCA